AUGGUUGACCAAAAGCCUCUCAAAACCGAAUUGGCUUACUACAAGUCAGUUUCCGGCAGCUCCGUAGAUGGUGAGCCUGAAACUAACCUCAUGUCACAGAACCCUAUCGCCACCCAUAGCGCCUCUCCAACGGUUCACACAGUUCGGAACCGGCGGGUUCUUGAUCCUUCAUCUGCCUCGUCUUCUGCUUCAGAUGCUGGCUACGAAGCAAAUUCUUACCCACAUACCCACAAACCAGCCUACAGCUCAACUCUUUCUGGCUCUAGCACCUCCAAGCGCCCUUUAUCUGGCUUUCAUGAUUCUACCUCAACAGAUCGGACCCGGCUAGGUCCACCAAAAGCUACUGGUCACUUGCAGAGGCCGGUCAGUGUGCAUCAUGCCGCCCUAACGGACAAACCAAGCGGUAAUGGAUAUCGGCGACCUCGACAUCAGAUCAGCCAGGAGCAUCGAAAUGACAGAGAACCAGUUGGCGCCCAAAGUUGCCAUAACGAGAACGAUGAUUCCCGUAUCCAUCCGAGCCAGUCUCAUUCGUCUGCUACAGCUUAUAGGGCCGAACACAAGACGGGAACCGGCCGUUUGUUGGCUAUGUGGGUGGCUCGCGAACUUGCUGGCACCGAGGACAUGGUUAAGGCCCGUAGGCAUGAACUUGGCGCCCUUCGCCAGGAAGCUCGAGAACAUGGACAUAACAGGCCAACAGCGUGA
Molecule: messenger RNA, 702 nt
Organism: Protopolystoma xenopodis
Lineage: Eukaryota; Metazoa; Platyhelminthes; Monogenea; Polystomatidea; Polystomatidae
Source: the annotation of a GenBank genome assembly